This is a messenger RNA of Penicillium longicatenatum, 3702 nucleotides long. RefSeq lists its product as uncharacterized. Gene Ontology annotation, cellular component: chromosome, telomeric region. Gene Ontology annotation, biological process: telomere maintenance. The record is from RefSeq and is a predicted model, not a curated record. The coding region runs from base 1 to 3702 and encodes 1233 amino acids. The transcript is spliced from 2 exons. Lineage: Eukaryota; Fungi; Ascomycota; Eurotiomycetes; Eurotiales; Aspergillaceae. Gene Ontology annotation, molecular function: DNA binding.
AUGAUGGAUAUAGCCGACCAGCCUCCGGCACCGAAUGCGCCGCAGCUCGCCAAGAUCCCGAUCGCGCAGCUGUCGCCUACUCUUGAGCAGUCUCAAGAGAAAUGCAUCGAAGCAACUGUGACCCUCGUCUGGCCGUAUUCAUCUUCGACUAAGUCCCUUAGCCUCUUACUCGCCGAACCUGAUUUCCGCCUACGACGUUUACAUGGACAAGUCAAAGUAAUAUUUCAUGGGCGCGUUGCGGAACAGGUUGCCGCGUCCCAUAUCGGUAUUGGUGACAAUAUUUGUCUUGCAUUGAAAGGUUCGAAUUUCGUUGCGAAUGAUACGGCAACUCAAACUGCUGGGAAAUAUGUAGCGUGGGAUGUGCAUUUCGACCAUGGCCUGUCCCUAGAGAUCAACCGACCGUCAGAAGAAGCUUCAAAAAUAUCCAUUGAAUACCAUGAUCCGACACCACACGAACACGAACAAGCUCCGCCCACGACGCCUCGCAUCGUUUCAACGGAUCCCGUGGUACUAGAGCAAAGAUCCUGGGAAUCGCCAGCUUUUCUACGAUCCGGUUCAAAUCCCUUUGGUAGUGUGCCUCGUACCUCUCUCGAGUUAUCUGUAGAGGAAGAUGGCUUUGUUCCUGGCAAGGGAAGAAAGCGGCCAAGAUAUAGCUUGAAACGCGACGACUGGCAUAUUGUGGAUGAACCUAUGAGCCCUCAGGAGGAAUCCGCAGUGGAUUGGUGGGAGAAAGAUUCCUGGGAGAAAACCUUGGGAGGAAACGCGAAUAUUGAACAGGAAAUGGAUGACAAUGCAGAUGCAGAGCCUCGGAAUAAAAGUAUCAUCCCUGACGAAGACCAAAGCAACGGGGAAAAUGCCUCUCGGGAGCAGUCUCCUAUCUUUAUCAAGCCUUCUCUUGAUAUUUCUGGUGGCCUUUUCGGCAGGCGGCCACCGCAAUCCAGCGAGUCUUCUCAUGGACUGACGGAACCUACUUUCCAGCAGCGCCUAAUGUCAGCCUCGCAACUCCCUACAGAUACGCCACAACUCCGACCGGUACCUUCGCCUGGUCUCCCAAUACCAUCACCUAUUGUCUCAAAUCCAAACACUUCACACGGUUACUUUUCAGACUUCCACACCCUCUCCCAAACGCAAAGUGCAAAUUCUGUGUCCUUAGAAGCUGAUGCCAGUGUUACUGCCUCCGAAUCUCUACGCUUCUCUCAUAUCUCACCGGUCUCUCCUCCAAGAGCAGCGCCGAUAUCUGCUGAAGAUAUAGCGAGCACGCACGAAAAUGAUGGAUCUGUUUUCACGCCAGCUGGCCUGGUAACUCAUCAGUCCCCAUCGGCCUUACUUGUAGAAAACAUGCCAAUUGGAUCGGUAUUGGAUCAAACAGAAUUGUUCAAUUCGUCUGAAUACAUCAAUGACUCCGAUAUUAUUGAGUCAAACGUCGACAUUGAACACGUUGACGAGCCGCUUCUAUCGGUUGUGACAGAUCGCGUGGCAACUGAACCAACUGGAUACGAUCAGAUUGACGGCGCAGUGGGAAAUCAAGAGGAUCAUAUUAUGGAAAACGAGGAAAAGCCUGGAUCUGAGGCAAAGUCUGAAGUUGGAGCCAUCGAGGACAGCAAUGAAAAUGUCCAGACUGGCUCAGCAUUUUCAUCACAUGCGCUCGAGGCGACUGCCACCGACACAGCUAUACAAGCAGCAGCGUUGAACGAGGCUGAAAGUGACGAGGGCGACAAAUUUUCGGACGCAUCUCAGAUUGGGCAAGAUCAUCACACGCGCCGUGCUAGUUUUAGCGACCAAGAGAGUCCUCAAGUUGAAGAUGAAGCUUUCUCUUAUGACGAGGAAGACAAAGAGUCAGAAUUUGAAAUGGAAGAUCAAUACGCCGAAGCCCAAUCAGAGGCAAGUAGCGACGAGGAGUCCGAAGCAGCGGAUCUGCCACAGCAUUCUCCUGCCCAGCAUGAAGUGAUUGUGUUAGAUAGCGAUAGUGAGGAUGACCUCACCUCCGAUCAAGCGGCUAAUCCGCAGUCUGUGCACCAAGAACGCAGAACGUAUCGUGAUUCAUCACCGCAAUCUGAAAAUGAAGGGUGGGAUAUGGUCGAGCAAGAGGAGGAAUCCCCGUCAGAAGCCGAAUAUUCCGAGGAUGAAGAGGCAGAGGCUCUGGGUCAGGAUGACAGAAUUCACGACAGUGAUAAAGAAGACGAAUCAUCUGUGGAUGUGUUGGCACGAGACCAUUAUUCGCAGAAGCAUUCAACUCGAGAGUCUUCAAUACAUGAGGUAGAAGACAAAGGCGACGCUUCUGAUAUCAGUUCAGAGGGGGCUUCACCAAGGGAUUAUCAUUAUGACAAUGUUAUAAACCCCGACGCAAGAACAGAAUCGGUCAUCGGACUAGGCUCUGGCGACGAUAAACUUAGCGAGGCCGGUGAAAAUUCUUUCCCCCGUGAAGACUCAGCACCUGCUAGUCGAAUCGAGAAGGUCUGGGCUGGCGCAAAGUCAAGCGCAAAGGCACCACAUGGAUCAGAUGGGGCACAUGAUGAGCAUUCCGAUGAUUUAGCGCCUCUGGGUACGGAAGUUCAGGUCGGCAAUGAAGUAGCAGAAACCACUCCAGUAGAAUCUGCCUGGCCACAACUUUUGACCCCGGAUCCUACCCAAGAAUUUGGCGGUUCACAAGCUAUUGUGAACAAGGAGAAGGAGGAAAUGGUGCAUGUUUCUCCCACAUUUGACACUCGGGAAUCCCCCUUGGGGCUGAAUGUCUCUGCUUCAUUGGCACCGGACACUGGCCCGGAUACUACGGAUCGCCCAGCUGAGAACACUCUGGAUGCAUCACUUCUAGACCAGGAAUUCCCACCUGAAGUUGUAUCUGAUGAAAAACUCGCAGGCGGUCCACUCAUUGUCUUACCAACCACCGAGACUGUUCAGCCUGAAGAACGGCCGGUCGCUACCCAGGAGGACAUACUGGAAGCCCCGGCCGUUGUCAUCAGUCAACUUCCAGCUCCCGAUCGUCAUGCCCAUGGGCUACGCAGCAAGCUGUCUUACUUCGCCCCUCUUGCAACUCUUAUUGACCAUUUCAGUGCUUUGGUGGACACCAUCUCAAUUGUUCAUGAAGUAUCCCCAAUUGCCAAGGCAACCUCUGGUCCAAAAGACUAUUUCCUGACCGUCCAACUUACCGAUCCGUCUAUGGCUGGAACCGUCCUCCAAGCCCAGAUAUUCCGGCGUUACAAGUCUGCAAUGCCGACAAUGGCUGAAGGGAACGCCGUUCUGCUCCGAAACCUCAAAGUCCGCAGUUUCGAUCACUCGAUAAUGCUGGUCAGUGUUGAAUCCAGCUCAUGGGCUGUAUUCGAUGGUUCCGGACCGGAAGCACAAGUAAAUGGCCCUCCCGUUGAAUAUGGUUCGGAGGAGCGAGCUUAUGCAUCUGGCUUGCGGAAGUGGUACAGCGAGUUUGGCGCCAGCAUGGUUGCCGACCACCAGCUCCAAGCGUCAAUCUUCGAAGACAGCGUGGAUAGAGAAGGUAGUGCUUUGAUUAGCGAGUCCGGAAGUAUAGAAUCAGUGACUCGCGGAGACCCUACCUCUUCUACUCGAGGCUCAAAGCGCUCGCGUAAGAGCCACCGGCGGGUUACUAUUCACGAACUCCGAGAUGGUCGACGCUACACCGAGGUUGGGUCUCCCAGCAGCAAAGAAAGCAUUCACGAAUUGCGUGAUGGCACACUUUAUGCGAAUUUGUAA